Messenger RNA from Ogataea haglerorum, 1239 nucleotides. RefSeq lists its product as uncharacterized. NCBI's taxonomy places the organism in Eukaryota, Fungi, Ascomycota, Pichiomycetes, Pichiales, Pichiaceae. The record is from RefSeq and is a predicted model, not a curated record. The transcript has a single exon. The coding region runs from base 1 to 1239 and encodes 412 amino acids.
AUGUUUGGCCGCACGGGUUUUAGAGCGUUCCGUGCCUCCAGCUGGCGAUUUCGAAGGUCCACCUCGCCUAGAUGGAUGCACAUGGGGCCCAAGAGGCCAAUUCCACGCAGGGUUUCUGCUUCUGGAUGGAGUGUCUUCGAAGAUCUGAAGCUUGUGUCUUUUGGCUCACACUUAAUCUUCUUCAUGCUCCUGCCUCCGUUCAUCAAGGAGUACACAACCAAAAUAGAUGUCGUGCGCGAGGAUGCCCCGCCGGAGUUGGGGUUGGGAGAAUAUGGAUUGCUCGCUAAUUACAUUCGCCAACGCCCGUUCGAGAAAGUGAGCUUUCUCCAGCCAGGCUUGCUUGAAAAACCUGCCACCAAACAAGACACGCCGUGUGACGUCGAUAGUGCGGUGCUAAGCUUUCCCUCAACUCCAGAUGAGCUGACCGAGUGCAUCGGAGUGCCGAUAUACCUGGAAAACACCAACUUAAGUGUUCCUAAGGAGAUUGACGAACUACCGCGCCGUCUGGUAAGCAAGCUAAAGAACCCGGGCGGAAACACCUCACUGCCUAGAAAAUACCAAGAGAGACAACGGUUGGUACGACACUACAGAAUGCAGCCGUAUGCUGUGGGGGAUCAGAAUGAUCCUGCUAACGUCUAUCUUCAGUUGGAAGAGAAUUAUAACCGGUUGACGAAUUCGCAACAGUCGUCGCUGAAAUACGUCUUGAAUCUAUCGCGCAUUAUUGAAAUGUAUUUGAGUCGAACCACCAGCUACCAGACAGAGUCAAACGAGAUUUUCAAGGUGGUCUUCACGCAGCUCUACGACUUAGAACUUUAUUCUCUGGCUCAGGUUCUGAUAGAGGUGGUGCUCACUACCCCGAUGGAUGACAAGAGCCGUGCGCUGAAGUCGGCACAAAAGGCACAUAUGGAGAUCACACAGAGAUUCCUCAAGACGAAGGCUAAAGGAGAGCGGAUAAUCAUGGCAAAAUCAAAGCUGAGGGGCAAAGUUGGCCAGUCGAGCUUGAAGAUAUACAAUCACAGGUGGGUGGAAUUUAUUUUGAAAGAUGUGGGGCUGUUAACAAAAGUUGUCGACCUUUGGACUAGACUGGAGACUGAUCCUAAAUCGCUCUUGAAUGAACUCUUGGGUAUUGACAAAGGAAGCGGGCUGUCUGCAGACGAACUGCUGAAAAUAAAGGACGUGCUCGUGAGAGGCGGACAUCGUGAUUUGGCGCAAAAGUUCGCAAAACGACUCCAGAACUAA